AAUACGGGGUUCGGCGAAUUUACCAAAACAGACAACCUGCCUGGUAACUGGCUAGCAUUAAGCUAAGUAUAUCACGGCUGUCAUGGAAGCUGCUCGAAUUGAAUGAAAAGCCAGCUUUUAAAAUGACCCGGUGUAUGCAGGCAUCUAGGAAGCAUUAGAGCAGACGGCAAGAUGGGACUGCUGUCCGAUCCCAACAGGAGACGGGCUUUGAUCAACCUGUUGACCCGUCUCAAUGCUCCAAUCUGUGUACUGUGCUACUUUGCCGGCGUAUGCUGGUUUAUGGGGUUGGCAUUUGAGCCGUUCACGUUGCGGACAUAUAUGUCGGAGAACGCCAUGGGCUCCACCAUGGUGGAGGAGCGCUUCCCUUCAGGAGAACGAGCUCUGGCCACAGGCAGAGAGUUUGCAGCUCACAAGAAGAAAGUUGGCGGGAUGCCGGUGGAUUGGCUAGUGAAAACGAUGCAGGCCCGAGGGCUGGAGGUGUUCACGCAGAGCUUCUCUCGCACGCUUCCCUUCCCGGAUGAAGAUAAAGAGAGAUAUAUUGUGAAAGGUACAAAUGUUUACGGGAUCCUUCGGGCCCCUCGAGCUGCAAGAACUGAAGCCCUAGUGCUCAGUGCUCCUUGCAGCCCAGGCGAUAACAACAACCAGGCUGUGGGGCUGCUACUAGGCCUGGCUCAUUACUUCCGCGGUCAGAUUUUCUGGGCCAAGGACAUAAUUUUUCUCGUGAACGAGCACGAUCUGAUUGGCAUGCAGGCCUGGCUGGAGAGCUACCACCACACCAACACUACAGGGAUGGACUGGUCUCCGUUACAAGGCCGCGGCGGUUCCAUCCAGGCAGCUCUGUCCCUGGAGCUCAGCAGCGACGUCAUCACCAGUUUGGACAUAGUACUGGAAGGCCUCAAUGGCCAGUUACCGAACCUGGAUCUAGCAAACCUCUUCUAUGCCUUCUGCCAAAAGAUCGGGGUCCUCUGCACCAUCCAGGGCAGGCUGCAGAGGAACGACUGGGACAGCGUGUCAGGCUACAGCCACGCGGUGCAGACCAUGAUGCUGAUGGUGAUGAAGCAGGCCAGCGGUCGGCCUUGGGGAGACCACGGGCUGUUCCUGCGCUACCACAUAGAGGCGGCCUCCAUCAAGGGCAUCAACAGCUUCCGCCAGUACAAGACGGACAUCACCACCGUCGGCAGACUGCUGGAAGGAAUGUUUCGGAAGCUGAAUAAUCUUCUGGAACGUCUUCAUCAGUCCUACUUCUUCUACCUCAUGCCAUCAUUGUCCCACUUUGUCUCUAUUGGAUACUACAUGCCAGCAUUCGGCCUCCUUGCGGUCAUCCUGCUGCUCCGUGCCUUAGACCUGUGGGUGCAGUUUGUGAGUCCACCUGCCGUGACAGCGGAUGGAGUUGGCGAUGUAGAGCAGCAGUCCAGCCCGGGGGCCCUGUCAGUGUUGACUCCUCUGGUGAUCAGCCACCUGACUGGAGCAGCUUUGUACAUUCUGCCAACCCGUUUCCAGGAGAUCGCCGUCGAGCACUUCCCGGUGUCUGAGACCGAGGCCGUCGUCCUCACAGCCAUAGCCGUUUACACGGCAGGCCUGGCUCUGCCUCAUAACACACACAGGCUGCUGUCGGGUGAGGGGACAGAGCAGGGCUGGAGGGUGCUGAAGCUCGUCGCCGUUCUCUACCUGGCUAUCCUGCUGGGCUGCACUGCCCUCAUUAACUUCUCCCUGGGCUUCAUCCUGGCUCUCACCCUGGUGCCUGUGGCUGCUUUUGUCACACCCCAUGUGCCCAAAACUUUGUCGGCUGUCGUCUUGGUGAUCCUCAGCCCCGCCUGCACACUCCUCCUCUCUGUGUUUUUCUUCCAAGAGCUGCAGGAAAUGCCUGUCAGCUUCCAAGACGGCUGGCUGAUGUACCUGUCAGUGAUUUCGCAGGGAAUCCUGGACCAUCACUUGUACGGCUCUCUGGUCUACCCACUCAUUGCCUUGAUGGUUUAUCCAUGUUGGCUACUUUUCUGGAACAUCCUCUUCUGGAAGUAGACGAUCUCAGGUUUCCUUUCCUUUUCUUUUUUUUUUUUUUUUUUUUUUUUUUUUUUACUUGGCAAAUGGGAGAAACACACAGCUAGAUCCACUGGAGGGUAAAUCAAGAACAUUUCUCUUACGAGAGAGAAACCGCCUCCCUUUGUGUGUUUUUUAUGUUGGUUUGGAGUUUUUACUCAGAGUACGUAUUUGAUCAUUCAAAGGUUGCAGCGAUAAAACAGAACAAAUAAAGGCGUUUGUACUUCA
Messenger RNA from Fundulus heteroclitus (mummichog), 2265 nucleotides. It is a transcript of the gene gpaa1, whose product is annotated as glycosylphosphatidylinositol anchor attachment 1. Lineage: Eukaryota; Metazoa; Chordata; Actinopteri; Cyprinodontiformes; Fundulidae. The transcript is spliced from 13 exons. Gene Ontology annotation, cellular component: membrane; GPI-anchor transamidase complex. Gene Ontology annotation, biological process: attachment of GPI anchor to protein. The record is from RefSeq and is a predicted model, not a curated record. The coding region runs from base 172 to 2019 and encodes 615 amino acids.